AUGGAGCGCUCGCUGCGUUCGGUGUUCGUGGGCAACAUCCCCUACGAGGCCACGGAGGAGCAGCUGAAGGCCAUCUUCUCGGAGGUGGGCAGCGUGGUGAGCUUCCGGCUCGUGUGCGACCGCGAGACGGGCCAGCCCAAGGGCUACGGCUUCUGCGAGUACCGCGACGCGGCCACGGCGCUGAGCGCCAUGCGCAACCUGAAUGGGCGCGAGUGCAGUGGCCGCGCGCUGCGGGUGGACAAUGUGGCCAGCGAGAGGACCCGGGACGAGCCGCCGCCACGGAGGGUCCCGGCGCCCCCGGCACCCGCCGCUGCCACCGCCACCGCCACCGUUGCUGCCCUCGACUCUCCUUACGGACCCGCGGUGGACCCUGAGGACGCCCCCGAGUCCAUCGCCCGGGCCGUGGCCAGCCUGCCCCCCGAGCAGAUGAUCGAGCUGAUGCUGCAGAUGAAGCUGUGCGUGCAGAACAACCGCGCCGAGACGCGGAGCCUGCUGCUGCAGAACCCGCAGCUGGCCUACGCGCUGCUGCAGGCGCAGGUGGUCAUGGGCCUCAUGGAGCCCGGCCUGGCGCUCAGCAUCCUGCACCGCAGGACCCGCGUCGUCCCGCCGCUGCUCCUGGGCAAAGCCCAGAGCGCCGCCUCCACCAAUGCCGGAGUCGCUGCUGCCGGACCCGGACCGGAGCCUGCACCGGGCCAUGGCCCCAAGGUUCUGCCGAGCCAGCAGAAGCCUCAGCGGCAGCCUUCUUCGGCCAGGCGGCCUGCAAAAGACAUUCCGCCGCCCCUGAGGCAGACCCCGAAGAAGGGUGGCAUUCCCGCGCCCGGGGGGCCAAUACCGACCGCUGCCUCCAGUCCCGGGGGGCCAAUACUGACCGCUGCCCCGGGACCCGGGCCGGGCCCCCUAUCUCCCAGCAGGGCGAUGCAGCCCCAAGUUGGGUUGCCCGGGGUUAGGCCGGUGCCUUUGGAGCAGGGUGAGGUGCAGAUGGCAGAUCCUCGAGCUCACGGACCGCGUGCACCGCGGAGUGCCGGUGGCCUCUCUCCGCAAGGACUCUUAGGAGAUGCACCAAAUGACCCUCGUGGAGGGACUUUGCUUUCGGUCACCGGAGAAGGAGAGCCCAGAGGCCGCCUGGGCCCAACCCAUCAGGGGCCCCCCAAGCACCUCGCCUCUGGCCAUGAAGGCCGUGGCCCCUCCAGACGUGAGGUGAGAGGUGGGCCGCAGGCAGAGCCCAGAGUGCUUCUCAGAGAGCCCCGAGGACCCAUGCGCGAUCCAAGAGUGAAUGGCAGAGCUGGCAGAGAGGCCCGAGGUCUGGAGGCUCAAGCUAUGGAGACGGAGGCCUCGGAGACCUGCGUGUCGGAGAGAAGAGGGAUGGAGGCCAGCGCGGUGGAAACCAGAGGAAUGGAAGCGAGAGGAACGCAUGUGAGAGGAGCGAUGAUAAGGGGCCAUCGCUCUAGUUCGAGAAGCCCCAUGACUGGUGCAGUUCCGGGCUGUGGACCCGUUAGUACGGGGGCCGGUGGUCCUCAGGGAUCCAGGAAGGUCCCAGUUAUCUCCGGGUUGGGAAAUUCUGGAGCUGCCAAGCAGGGAGUGGGCCUGAAGGGAGUGGGCGUGCAGGAAGGAGGAAUGCAGGGGGCAGGCAAGCAGGAAGGAGGAAUGCAGGGGGCAGGCAAGCAGGGAGGAGGUAUGCAGGGGACAGGCUUGCAGGGAGGAGGAAUGCAGGGGGUAGGUAUGCAGAAAGGAGGAAUGCAGAGGGUAGGUGUGCAGGGAGGAAGUAUGCAGAAGGCAGGUGUGCAGGGAGUAGGAAUGCAGGGGCCAGGUGUGCAGGGAGCCGGUAGAAAAGGUGGAGCUAGUAAGCAAGAUAGAGGCCAGCCUAGCAGUUUUAGCUCCGGGCUGAGCCAGGUAACUCCACAGGAUCGAAAAAAGGCAGCUUUGAUCAUGCAAGUGCUCCAGCUAACUGCAGAUCAGAUUGCCACACUGCCUCCGGAGCAAAGGCAGAUUAUCCUGAUUUUAAAGGAGCAAAUCCAGAAGUUCGCUGGAGCUUCUUGA
Sorex fumeus (smoky shrew) is the source of this 2037-nucleotide messenger RNA. Its product is annotated as cleavage stimulation factor subunit 2 tau variant-like. Gene Ontology annotation, molecular function: mRNA binding. Gene Ontology annotation, cellular component: mRNA cleavage and polyadenylation specificity factor complex. The transcript is spliced from 2 exons. The record is from RefSeq and is a predicted model, not a curated record. Gene Ontology annotation, biological process: mRNA 3'-end processing. The coding region runs from base 1 to 2037 and encodes 678 amino acids. NCBI's taxonomy places the organism in Eukaryota, Metazoa, Chordata, Mammalia, Eulipotyphla, Soricidae.